Messenger RNA from Notothenia coriiceps (black rockcod), 1087 nucleotides. The record is from RefSeq and is a predicted model, not a curated record. Lineage: Eukaryota; Metazoa; Chordata; Actinopteri; Perciformes; Nototheniidae.
CUUGGUGUGUUCAACUGAACUGAAGUAUCAUGGGAAUACUUCCUCCAUGAUUAGGCACUUCAGUGCCAAACAUGGAGCUGCUGUGAACCAGGGGAACAUACAUGUGGACCGGAAGCGAGAGCUGGAUGGGGCUCUUGUGAAUAUGGUGGUGAAAGACUCGCAGCCUUUUUCCAUCGUGGAUGACUGUGGCUUCAAGGAGCUUGUGGCCUUGCUUGAUCCUAGAUACACUCUUCCAUCCAGACGGGUUCUGAAGGAGAUGGUGGUCAAGCGCUAUGAGGAGGAGAAGACGAAGGCCAAGGCUGUCAUGCAGAGGGUAGAGGCUGUGAGCCUGACUGCUGAUAUGUGGACCUCCAUUAAUAUGGACGCAUAUCUAGCAGUGACCUGCCAUUAUGUGGAUGACUCUGCAAAGCUGGCCACAGUGCUUUUGGGAGUGCUGCCUUUCCCUGAAGCUCAUACAGCGGUUAACAUCACUGCUGCAAUGAGGUCUCUCAUGGAGGAAUGGGGCACUGAAGGCAAAGUGACCUCAAUUGUGACGGAUGCAGGAGCAAAUAUGGUUGCCUCUGUCAGAAGUUUAAAUCUAAGACAUGCACUUUGCUUUGCUCAUUCACUAAAUUUAGUGGUGAAGAAAUCUCUGGAUGCAACUCCUGGCCUACAAGACCUACGCACAAGGGCUAGAAAAGUAGUCACGUUCUUUAAAACCAGCACAACAGCAAAAGAGAAACUCAGAGAAGUGCAGGAGCAGAUGAAUCGCCCUGUGCUGAAGCUUAUUCAGGAAGUGGACACCCGCUGGAACAGCACCUACCUAAUGCUACAACGCCUUUUCAAAGAGAGGCAGUCAGUGGGAGCAGCUCUUGCGACGCUGAAAACAGAUGUGAGACCUCUGUCCUCUGAGGACUAUGAAACAGCAGAUGCAUGCCUGCAAUUGCUUUCCCCCUUUUUCCAGGCAACAGUGGAACUCUCCGAGGAGAAGAGAGUCUCAGGGUCCAAGAUCAUCCCAAUGACGAAAAUGUUAAUGCUAUACUUGUAUGACACAAUUGGAAAAACAAGCCACAACACAGCUAAACUACUGGGACAGAACUUGGUGUAA